AUGUUAAUGGAUGAUGUAAAACUUCAACAAUCUUUAACAUUUCAUGUAUCCCUACCAUCAAUGAAUUCACCAGAUAUGGGAAUAACAGCGAAUAAUAACAAUAAUAAUAAUAAUACUACUAUUAAUACUACUAUUACUAAUAGUAAUGUGGAUCCAAUUUAUAUGAAUCAUAAUAAUAAUAAAGAAAAGAAUUUAUCCACUACUUCUACAAGAAUACAAUCACCAUGUUAUGGAAAUAUUAAUUCAUCAACGAAUAGUCCUAUUACUACUAGUCCAUUAACAUUAGAUCAUUGGUCUGCUACAUUAUUAGCAGCACAAGCAUUAGUUAGAACAAAAAAAGUAUUUAUUGGUGGUGUUUCUACUGGUACUACAGCUGAUGAAUUAAAAACAUUUUUUAGUGAAUUUGGUAAAGUGGAAACAUGUGAAUUAAUGAUGGACAAAGCAACAAGUCGUCAUCGAGGUUUUGGAUUUGUUACAUUUGAAAGUGAACAAGCAGCUGAAAAAGUUUGCUCAAUUCAUUAUCAUGAAUUAAAUGGAAAAAUGGUGGAAGCAAAACGAGCUCUACCAAAAGAAGUACUGAGUUCAAGUAAUGCUUUAGUGAAACAACGAAGUUUAUUACCUAAUGCAUUUGCUUUACCAAAUGAAGUUGAUUCGGCAGCUACAGCUGCAGCUACCAUAGCUGCAGCUGCUCUUGCAUCAAGACAACAACAACAUCAACAGCAACAACACUAUCAGAAUAUAAAUCAAAAUUUACAGAACUCAGGAUCAGCAUUUGUAUCACUUGCUUAUGCAUCAUUGAUGCCAUUCAAUCAGUUUCAAUCAUUUCCAUUAACAUCUAACAAUUAUGUUGGACAACCUUUAACUACAUCAAAUCUAACAAUGGAAUCCUCAGGUAUACAUCAUCAAAAUCUUCAUCAUUCAAAUCCUAUUGAAUUCCCAUCUGCAGCUGUACUACCAAAUGGUCAUUCUACAACAAUGACUAGAUUUCCACAACUUGGUAUUCAGUCUGAUGUAAAUCUUCAACCUUCAUGUCCUUUAAAUUUUACUUAUAAUUCACCUACAGCCUAUAUAAAUUCUACAGGGACAUUAACAUCAGUUGGUAAUUAUUUAAAUACAACCAUUCCAAAUCUUAUAAAUCUUACACCAUCUGGAACAAUUCAAGCAUUAUUACCUAAUUUAACUUAUAAUAUUUUAACAAAUUUAAAUGAUCAACGUAAUCAACCACUUCAAACACAUCAAUCACAACAAACUAUUGGACAACAAUCAUUACAACAACAACAACAACAACAACACCACCACCAACAGCAACAACAAAAUCAAUCAUUACCUUCUAUUCAAUUAGAUGUUGAAACAUUAAAACAACAGAUUCAACUACAGAAUUGGUCAACUAAUACACCAUAUUCAUUGAUAGCAUUAAACCAAAAGGCUUUAGGACAAAUUCAUUCACCUUCUAAUUUAUUAAAUUUUAAUCCCAGUCAAAAAAUCCCUAAUAUACAACCAAAUGAUGUAACAACAACACCAAUUCAUUUAACAGAUACAUCACCAACAAUGUGGUUACUUCCAGCGAAAAUUCCACGAGUUCACUAA
Schistosoma guineensis is the source of this 1587-nucleotide messenger RNA. NCBI's taxonomy places the organism in Eukaryota, Metazoa, Platyhelminthes, Trematoda, Strigeidida, Schistosomatidae. The record is from the annotation of a GenBank genome assembly.